Molecule: messenger RNA, 3187 nt
Organism: Cladophialophora immunda
Lineage: Eukaryota; Fungi; Ascomycota; Eurotiomycetes; Chaetothyriales; Herpotrichiellaceae
Exons: 2
Coding region: 194-3079 (961 amino acids)
Biological process (GO): phospholipid transport
Cellular component (GO): ERMES complex; endoplasmic reticulum
Molecular function (GO): lipid binding
Source: RefSeq, a predicted model, not a curated record
CUGCACUUCAUUACAUGCACCAGAUUCCAGACGCCUUGUACCGCGACUUCAUUCGUUCCAGCUGCGCUUUCUGAGUGCUCAGUGCCAUAGCUUGGUCACCCAGCAGCUUGUUCCUAUUGCUGCUUUUUCCCACAUGGCUCCCACUUGAUUGUGCGCCCCCAAGCAGCGUGUCUUUCGAUGCGCUGGCUAGCAAAUGGGUCCAUUCAAAUGGUUCCUCUUCGUCUACGUGCUCGGUGGCCUCACCUUCGUACCGCUUCUGAUCGUCUCCGUCCUCCUCUAUGCCUACUACACGCUCCCCCCACCGGAAGUGAAAACAGAGAAACCGAAGUCCAAUGACGAUCCUGCCCAGCUGCUCCGUCCCGAAGAUGACAAGAUUGCAUUCAAGACUGGUACCGAUGACCUGGCCGAGCAGUUCCAUCGAAAGCACGACUCUGAUGUCGCCGCUGGCUACUUCGCCGUAUGCAGAGAAUAUGUGCCUGGUGGUGUCCCUGGCAAACCGCCGGACAAGCUGACACCUGCGGGGGACGUCGCGGCCCAGGAGUCUCCUAGUGUCUACCAGAGCAUGUACCGCAGCAUAUUCGAUCGGUCGCAGAAACCCACGAUAGAACCCAAUAAAGAGGGCGCGGGGAAGAACGUCAGGAAAACAAACAAUGUCUUCUACGUGGUCUUGAGGCACGGACAUCUCAUGCUUUACGAUGAUAUACAACAAUUGGAAGUUCGCUACGUCAUCUCUCUCGACUACCACGAUGUCGAUGUCUAUGCUGGCGGAGAAGAAAUACCAGAGGGAGAGCUGUGGAUCAAGCGAAAUGCGAUCCGAUUGAGGCGGAAAAAAACUCAAGUGGGAGACAAAGCAACUUCGUUGCCAUUCUUUCUCUUCGGGCAGAGCCAGUCGGAUAAAGAGGACUUCUACGAUGCUAUCCUCAAGAACCAAGAGAAAAGCAGCACCGAAGAACCACCAGGGCCGCAACUGUUCGAUGUCGAGCAUAUUGUGUUGCUGGUACAGAAAUUACACUCGUCAGAAGAGCAUUUGCAGACACGAUGGCUCAAUGCCAUGAUUGGCCGCGUGUUUCUAGCUAUGUACAAGACCCCAGAACUGGAAGGUUUUAUCCGAGAAAAGCUCACGAAGAAGAUUUCGAGGGUGAGGAAGCCCACUUUCAUCACCAAGCUGGGCUUGCGGAAAAUCGACUUGGGCACUGGGGCGCCCUUCUUCACAAAUCCAAGAUUGAAGGAUUUGACAGUAAAUGGUGAUUGUACAGUCGAAGCCGAUGUCAAUUAUUCUGGAGGGGUAAGGAUCGAGAUUGCCGCCACCGCGCGGAUUGAUCUGGGUACACGCUUCAAGGCCCGAGAAGUCGACAUGGUGUUGGCAGUCACAUGCAAAGCGCUCCAGGGGCAUCUCUUGGUGAGAUGCAAACCGCCUCCCAGCAACCGGUUUUGGUUCACUUUCGAGAAAAUGCCCGUUCUGGAGCUCGACAUCGAACCCAUUGUCAGUACUCGGCAAAUCACGUACACUUUCAUUCUCAGAGCGAUCGAAAGCAGGAUCCGAGAGGUGGUGGCCGAAAGCAUUGUACAUCCUUUCUGGGACGACGUACCGUUCUUCGACACGAGACAUCAGAAAUAUCGCGGUGGCAUCUGGAAGACGGAGCCUGCAUCGACGACCACCACAGAGAUCCCGGACGAGGAACCUGAAGAUGCCAUCGAAGCAGGCGGUUCCGGAACAGACACCCCGGCAGAGCUUUCGAGAGACGACAGAGUCAUGAGUAUGCCAGUCUUGGCUGAGACUAAUGGUAUGGGCAAAAACAAUUCUGCGAAGAAAUCCAUGGCUUCCUUGAAUGACCUUUUUGGCAAGAAAAAGCCAGAAACAGCGGAAAAGGCCGACUCUUCGACACCCAGAUUGAUGCGGUCAACCUCGUUUGCCAGUGCCGCAGAUCCCACCAUCACCACGAACCACGCUGAUGCCAAUACGCCUACUCGUGGAGCAGAUCAGACCACGCAUAGAGAGAGCGUUGCCACAAUAUUAAAAGAUCUAUCUGCCAGGUCAGUCUCCGGAAAUGGGUCGGAACUGGGUUCUCCAGCAGCAUCCCCUUCUGUAGAGUCGGCCAUGGCUGCAGCCUUGAAGGGGCGUACAUCAAGCAACGCCUCAGGCGUAUCGGAAGACGAAGACCAAGACAGUCGGGGAGCUUCUUCCCUGCCACGCACCCUAACAAAUGCAAGCCGCGCUUCAACUCAAACCACCGACUCUGGUGGUCAAAAGGAUGGUAGGCCAGCCUCGGCGCAGGAGAAAAGCAAGCCCUCAAAAGGCUUCACGCUGGGUGCGAGGUCGUUGACUGCUGCGGAUAGAAAACAAGCCCUGGCGUCCGUCAAUGCUGCCGCUGCAGCUGCCCAAAAAUGGGGUUGGGGCGUGCUCGCAAGAAAUCGACAGCGGGAUGCCCAAGCGGCGGCAACACAGGGAAAUUUGGAUGGGGCAUCAGGGAGCCCUCCUACACCCCGAGAGCCUAUGGGGCGUGGAAGGCCACUUCCACCUCCAGGUGUUCCGCUGCCUCCCCCCGAGAGAGUGCGGCCAAAUUCAUUCCUGGCACCGAAGCGGAAAGCGGUGCCACCUCCAAUGCUACCAAAGCGCCCGGAGACAGAUGGAUCCCACGAGUCAAUAUCGGCCAAAUCAUCACCGAAGCCACCACUUCCGGAAAGGCGCAAGAGGACGAGCUCCGCACAGCCCGAGGAUGGUGCCGAAGAUGAAGUGUUCGUUGUCGAGGCCCCAAUGGAAUUGGCUCCAACAAGCCCGGCUAAUGAUGAACAUCAUGACGACUUUUUUGGUCAUGGUGAGCCCCCAGCGACGACAAAGGAGCAACUCAAAGCCUCACCACUCCUGGAUAACGGCAGCGAGGUUGAUGAGCCAGCUGCAGUGUUAGCCAGGGAGCACCCCAAUCCACCGCAAUCGGAUCAAGAAAGCGAAACCGAGGAGCCAGCAGCUGUGCAGGAACAGAUACGUCCGCCAUUACCUGCUCGUGGCAGUACGACUCCGGAACAGCUUCUCCAGGACGAAAACGAGAUGCACAGGCAAGAGAUGGGCAUGUAUACAUAAUGAGGCAUUUGCCCCAGCCAGACGGACGUCUAGAUAUAAUCGAAGCUCAGCAUUAUUCCUUUGGGCAUAGAAUAUGAUACCCGAUUAUAAGCAGUGCGAUGACUUCGU